AUGCCGCUUAUGGGCUGCCCCCCCGGCCCGCCCCCGGAGCUGCGGCUGAUCCUGGAGGAGCUGCGGCAGCUGCAGCACCGGCAGCUCCUGCAGCUGCAGCUGACGCAGGAGAUCUGCCGCCAGCUCCUGCUGCUGGGCGCGCUCCCGCCCGAAACGGCCCGCCGGGGCGCCCGCCGCCCGCCCCGCCCACGCGCCUGCGCGCCCCUGCCCCACGUUCCCCCUUGGCAAACGCCGGUUGGCGUCCACAAAGGGUCACGGGGCCAACGUGGACUUCGGCGGUUUUUCCACGCUGGUGGGGUCCGCGGUGCGUCUGGGCGUCAACGUUGGGGUCUUCGGCGCCGUUGGGGUCAACAUUGGGUUCGUCGUCCACAAAGAGGUCAACGGGGUCAACGUUGGACUCGGCGUUGGGUUCUUCGUCAUUGUUGGGGUCAACGUUGGGUUCGGCGUGGCAUUGGGGUCGACGUUGGGGUCGUCGUCAACGUUGGGGUCAACGUUGGGUUCUUCGUCUACAAAGAAGUCAACGGGGCCAACGUUGGACUCAGCGUUGGGAUCAUCGGCGCCGUUGACGUCAACGUUGGGUUGUUCGUCAACGUUGGGGUCUUUGUCAACGUUGGGUUGUUCGUCAUCGUUGGGGUCAACGUUGGGUUCUUCGUCUUCAAAGAGGUCAGUGGGGUCAACGUUGGACUCGGCGUUGGGUUCUUCGUCGCUGGGGUCAACGUUGGGUUCUUCAUCAUCGUUGGGGUCAACGUUGGGUUCUUCGGCAUCGCUGGGGUCAACGUUGGGUUCGUCGGCAUCGUUGGGGUCAACGUUGGGUUCGUCGGCGUCGUUGGGGCCGGUGUUGGGUUCAGCGCCACCAAUGAAGUCAACGUUGGACUCGGCGUUGGGUUCGUCGGCGCCAUUGGGGUCAACAUUGGGUUCUACAUCCUCAAAGAGGUCAAUGGGGUCAACAUUGGGCGCUUCGCCUUCAACGAGGCCAACAUUGUGUUUUCGUCAUCGUCGGGCCCACCGUUGGAUUCGACGCCAUCAAUGAAGUCAACGUUGGGGUCAACGUUGGGUUCUUCGUCUUCAUUGGGCCCGAUCGUGGGGUCUUCGCCAUCGGUGGGGUCAACGUUGGGUUCUUCAUCUUCAGUGAGGUCAACGGGGCGACGCGUUGGGCCCAAGGUUGGGUUCUUCGUUGUUGACGGGGUCAACGGGGCCAACAUUGGGUUCUUCAUCCUCAACGGGGCCAACGUUGGGUUCUCCAUCGUCAAUGAAGUCAACGGCGCCAACAUCGGCGUCAGUGUUGGGUUCUUUGUCUUCAAUGAGGUCAACGGGGUCAACGUUGGAGUCAACGUUGGUUUCGUCGCCAUCAAUGGGGCCGACGUUGGGUCCGACAUUGGGUUCUUCUUCAAGGUUGGGCCCAAAGUUGGGUCCUCCAUCAACGUUGGGUUCCUCUUCAACGUUGACCGCACCGUUGGGUUCAACGUUGGGUUCUUCGUCAAUGUUGGGUUCCUCUUCAACGUUGACGACACCGUUGGGUUCCUCGUUGGGUUCUUCAUCAACGUUGGGCCCAACAUUGAGUUCAACGCCAUCGUUGGGCCCAACAUUGGGUUCUUCAUCAAUGUUGGGUUCUCCUUCAACAUUGACCACACCAUUGGGUUCAACGUUGGGUUCUUCAUCAACGUUGGGUUCCUCUUCAACGUUGACCACACCAUUGGGUUCAACGUUGGGUUCUUCAUCAAUGUUGGGUUCCUCUUCAACGUUGGGCCCAAAGUUGGGUCCUCCAUCAACGUUGGGUUCCUCUUCAACGUUGACCACACCAUUGGGUUCCUCGUUGGUUUCUCCAUCGCCGUCGGGUUCCUCUCCGCCGGGGGCCGCCGCGGGCGCCGUCUCCAGCGGGCGGCGCCGUUCGUGGCCACGCCCCCCGGGCGCACCCGCGGCGCCGGCGAGGCCACGCCCCCCGGGUCCCCCCGGAAGUGGCCACGCCCCCUCCAGCUUCAGCCACGCCCACUCCACCCAACCCCGCCCCUCAAGACCGCCAACCGAGCUCCGCCCACUCCCCAAGCCACGCCCCCUUCCCCAAGCGCCGCCUCCUGUGCCACGAGGAGGAGGCCACGCCCCCCGCGGCAGGCCACGCCCCCUCAGCGC
Molecule: messenger RNA, 2127 nt
Organism: Camarhynchus parvulus
Lineage: Eukaryota; Metazoa; Chordata; Aves; Passeriformes; Thraupidae
Product: fibroin heavy chain-like
Exons: 3
Source: RefSeq, a predicted model, not a curated record